Molecule: messenger RNA, 1355 nt
Organism: Lampris incognitus (smalleye Pacific opah)
Lineage: Eukaryota; Metazoa; Chordata; Actinopteri; Lampriformes; Lampridae
Product: glucoside xylosyltransferase 1-like
Exons: 7
Coding region: 92-1336 (414 amino acids)
Biological process (GO): protein O-linked glycosylation via N-acetylgalactosamine
Molecular function (GO): UDP-xylosyltransferase activity
Source: RefSeq, a predicted model, not a curated record
GCCAGUCGGUCCGGCUCGGUGACUUUCAGACGGGACGGACUGGUUUGGGGACAAGAUGGGUCGCUAACCCGUCGAAACCCGUCAACGCAAAAUGCGAUGCUACCUUCACGCGCUUCUCAUGUGCGUGAUCUUCGCCUUCGUGUCAAUGCUGUACGUUUUCAACCAACUAGCCUCCACUCUAGAAACCCGAGACUCGGGCAGCCUCGGGAAAGCGCCGAGGGUCUACGCCGGCGGGAGAGGACGUAACACGGGGCGGGUCGUCAGUAAAGCGCCGGGAGUGACAGGCCCGCUGCACCUUGACGAUGACAGAGAGGGGCCAGGCUCAACCAUCCAUGGGAGCAGAGAUGAGACAAUGCACCUGGCUGUGGUGGCCUGUGGCCCCAGACUAGAGGAGACGUUGACCAUGUUGAAGUCCACCGUUCUCUUCAGCCAAAAGCCCCUGCACUUCCACAUCUUUGCUGAGGACCAUCUGCACGCCAGCUUCAGCAAAGCUUUGGAAUCCUGGCCGAGCAUGGUCCAGCCCCGGUUUAACUUCACAAACUACCCCAUCACCUUCCCCAGCGACAACGCCAAGGAAUGGAAGAAGCUUUUCAAACCGUGCGCAUCUCAGAGGCUCUUCCUGCCACUGAUCUUAAAAGAUGUGGACUCUCUGCUCUACGUGGACACAGACAUCCUCUUUCUGCAGCCUGUGGAGGAGAUCUGGGCUUUCCUCUCACAGUUCAAUUCCAGCCAACUGGCUGCCAUGGCUCCCGAACACGAGGAGCCACGCAUCGGCUGGUACAACCGUUUCGCCCGCCACCCUUACUACGGCAAGACGGGCAUCAACUCAGGGGUCAUGCUAAUGAACAUGACACGCAUCAGGGAGAAACAUUUCAAGAAUGACAUGACAUCUGUGUCACUUCGGUGGGAGGAGAUGCUGAUGCCUCUUCUCCAGAAAUAUAAACUCAACAUCACCUGGGGUGACCAGGACCUGCUCAAUAUCAUAUUCCACCAUAACCCAGAAAGCCUGUAUGUCUUCACCUGCCAGUGGAACUACCGUCCUGACCAUUGCAUCUACGGCAGCAACUGUCAACAGGCUGAGCAAGAAGGUGUCUUCAUUCUCCAUGGCAACAGAGGCGUUUACCAUGACAACAAACAGCCAGCUUUCCGAGCCGUCUACGAAGCCAUCCAGAAGUACCCGUUUGGCGAGGACAUCGUGACCUCCAUGCUCCUGCCACUGGAGGCUGCUCUGCAGGACACCACGCACACCUACUGUGGCAGGUCCAGCCACCUGUUCACCAGGCGCCUACAGCAGAGCGUCCAGUCCGUCCUGCGCGAGGCCACGCGGAGGAGAUGAUCCACGUGACGUUCCAUGU